Melitaea cinxia (Glanville fritillary) is the source of this 1590-nucleotide messenger RNA. RefSeq names its product proton-coupled folate transporter-like. The transcript is spliced from 7 exons. Lineage: Eukaryota; Metazoa; Arthropoda; Insecta; Lepidoptera; Nymphalidae. Gene Ontology annotation, cellular component: membrane. Gene Ontology annotation, molecular function: transmembrane transporter activity. Gene Ontology annotation, biological process: transmembrane transport. The record is from RefSeq and is a predicted model, not a curated record. Bases 1 to 1452 code for a protein of 483 amino acids.
AUGGCUCAAGAAAAUGAAAAUGUUGACGAAAAUAACCCGACUGUUAAUACAGAAACUGAAAUACCCUCUCAGCCCUACACUACUCCUCAGCCUUACAGGAUUACCAUGGAAUUUCCAUUGUUUUUCACUAUGUUAUCAGUGUCGUUGAGCGGUGCUGCUAUAAGUAAUCUAGUUCUGUACAGAACAUGUAUUCAUUCUUUAAAUUAUACUAAAGAUGAGUGUCAGUUCUUUAUGUCAUCAUCAAGGAACAAUGGCAGCAGAGAGAUAGAAGAAGCAGUCCAGAAAUAUGCAACAUUUGUCACUAUGUUAAGAACUAUCGUAGAAUCAGUUGCACCGGCUAUUCUCUCACUUUUCCUCGGAGUCUGGUCAGAUACACAUGGAAGAAAACCAUUAGUUGUAUGGCCAUUACUUGGUAUGUCAUUAGGUAGUGCUCUUGUGGUUGCCUACAGUAUGAUAGACAGCUUAGGUCCAUGGUGGUUUAUCCUGACCGCAAUACCGGUUUCUUUGUCUGGUGGUUUUACGUCUUUGUUCACUGGCUCCUUUUGUUACGUCAGCGAUAUCUCUACUAAAGAGAAGAGAUCUCUUAGGAUGACAAUAAUCGAAGCCGCAGUAUCAGCCGGCAGUGUUAUUGGUGGCGUAGCAAGUUCGUAUGUGUUGCGAGCUGUUGGAAAUGUAUAUUUGCUGCUAAUAUCGACUUUGUUGUUUGUGAUAGCAUAUAUUUUUACUAAUGUCUGUUUGAAGGAAUCUUUGGCCAAUGCCGUCCCGGGGAGCAUUAAAUCUGUCCUAGAUUUCAAACUUAUAAAAGAGAUGAUAGUGGAAUGUUUCAAAAAGCGUCCAAAUCACGGACGUGCCCAAAUUCUUCUUUUAACAGUAGCAAAUAGUUUGUCAAUAUUCAUAUUGUACGGUCUCAUGAGCUUAGAAUACCUGUAUACGAGACAUAAACUCAACUGGGCUAUAAAACAGUAUACAAUAUAUUCUGCUGUGAAUACGACGAUUUCCUUCUUUGGUUCCUUCUUUGGUGUGGUAAUAGUGCAGAAGAUAUUCAAAGUGACAGAUUUGGCGUUUUCAACAAUCGCAUUUUUGUCGACCACUGCUGAUUAUUUAGUUAAAGCGUUCGCGACUGUUUCUUGGCAAAUGUAUAUGGGUUCUGGUAUAUCCUUGUUUAGGGGGCUAUCAGCUCCGUUAAUAAGAUCGUUACUAUCAAAGACACUACCACCGCAAGAUAUAGCGAAGGUGUUCGCGCUUAUGUGUGCCAUAGAAGGCGUCAGUCCCCUUAUAUCACCAGCAAUGUACAAUUCACUGUAUGCGUAUACCAUAUCAUCAUUCCCAGGAUCCAUUUAUGUUCUGAGCGCAAGCAUAACAAGUAUAUGUGCCGUAUUUCUUGGGUUCGUUCAGUAUUACAGAUGGCGUGGAUCGACAAUUACAUAUGACAGUUUGUCAAACGAAUCUUAAUUUUUUAUUUGAAUAAGAAUAUAAUCGAGCUACUUACCUACUUAAUAUGACGUCACAAAUUUUAGAAUAUGACAUAAUAUUUCCCUUAAUGUUUUUAAUAAUACCAAUUAAUGGACAAUAUUUUAUCAUGAAAUAAUA